This is a messenger RNA of Hypomesus transpacificus, 4516 nucleotides long. It is a transcript of the gene amd1, whose product is annotated as adenosylmethionine decarboxylase 1. The coding region runs from base 202 to 1284 and encodes 360 amino acids. The record is from RefSeq and is a predicted model, not a curated record. Gene Ontology annotation, biological process: spermine biosynthetic process; spermidine biosynthetic process. NCBI's taxonomy places the organism in Eukaryota, Metazoa, Chordata, Actinopteri, Osmeriformes, Osmeridae. Gene Ontology annotation, molecular function: adenosylmethionine decarboxylase activity. The transcript has 9 exons. Gene Ontology annotation, cellular component: cytosol.
GGGCUCUACACAGUAUGGCCGGCGAUAUUAGCUAGCACUCGCUCACGGUAUUCUCUGUAAAAGGGAAGACGGUAAAACCAAGAAUUUACACCUGGAUUGCUAAAGGACUGUACUUAUAAAUUAUACCAAUCAAGCAAGGACUAAUUAAGUUGAGAACGUUACCAACGUUUAAUUUCUGUUGUUGGUGUCUGUUGUCUCACGAUGGAAGAGAACGGUGCACACUUCUUUGAAGGAACCGAGAAGCUGUUGGAGGUGUGGUUCUCCAGACAAGAUGAGACCAAAGGAACCGGGGACCUCCGCACCAUCCCGAGGUUUGAGUGGGACAAACUUCUGGAGAAUGUGCACUGUUUGAUCAUAAGUGUGACAAAAACUGACAAGCAGGAAGCUUAUAUACUCAGUGAGAGUAGCAUGUUUGUCUCCAAGAGACGUUUCAUUUUGAAGACAUGUGGAACCACCCUCUUACUGCAAGCACUGGUACCUCUGCUGGAACUAGCCAGGGAGUACUGCGGCUUCGACGCCAUCGAGAAUUUCUUCUAUUCUCGCAAGAACUUCAUGAAGCCUACACAUCAGGAGUUCCCUCAUCGAAACUUCCAGGAGGAAGUGGAAUUUCUCAACCAGAUUUUCCCAAAUGGAGCAGCCUACUGUAUGGGACGUUUGAAUUCUGAUUGCUGGUAUCUGUUUACUUUGGAUUUGCCAGAGUUCUGGGAGAACAAGCAUGCGGAUCAGACGCUGGAAGUUCUGAUGAGUGACCUUGAUCCAGCGGUUAUGGACCAGUUCUACAUGAAAGACGGUGUUUCUGCAAAUGAUGUCACUCGUGUAAGGCCCACUACUAACUCUACUAUCUCUUGCUCCUUUCUUCGUGAUGAGAAAGGGGACACUUCUAUGGGCAGCAUGAGUGGAAUUCGUGACCUGAUACCAGGUUCUGUGAUAGAUGCUACCAUGUUCAACCCUUGUGGAUACUCAAUGAAUGGAAUGAAGACUGACGGAACUUAUUGGACGAUCCACAUCACUCCAGAGCCCGAGUUUUCCUACGUCAGCUUUGAAACCAACCUCUCCCAGACGUCCUACGAUGAUUUGGUCCGCAAAGUUGUGGACGUCUUUAAGCCAGGAAAAUUUGUGACUACGCUUUUCGUGAACCAGAGCUCCAAAUGUCGCAGUGUUUUUACUUCCGCCCAGAAACUCGAGGGAUACAAGCGCCUUGAUCGCCAGUUGGCCCAAUUCAACGAUUACAAUUUUGUCUUUACCAGUUACGCCAAGAAUCGCCAGCAGAACCAGCAGAGUUGAGAGUUGAAAAUGAAAAAAAAGCGUAAGAAGAAAGGCGGUCGUGCCGGGCUCCUCCCCCACGGCCGGCGUUCUUCCCCAGCGGAGAGAACCCCUUCCCCCCUCCGCUGCUCUGGAUCUCUCGGUUCUGAAAAGGCCUCCGGCCCUAGUUUAACCUCCCGUUUGAAAUGUAUGCAUUGUUGUACCUAUGACUUAGAUCUCUUGCAUGAAAGCUCUUUUCUCUGUUUAGAUAUCCUAGCUCACUCUUGCUGUGAUCUUGAAGUGCAUGUAGAGGAAUUAAACACGCUCUGUUUGAGGCUGUCCACUCAUGCCCCGCGUGCACAGUACAGCAGCCCCUUUCUGCAGGUCUCUCCUCUCAUCCCCAACAGACAAGGCUUCAGAGCCCACUAGGCCAGGGCCCUGACAUGCUCAGAUCAGUUUGUUUACCGUAGCCUUUCCCUUACAGCGCACUUUAAGAAUUUAUAUUUUCUGCUGUGCCAAGCAAACGUAUUGGUACGAUAAGAAAAGAGGCCAACUUCUGUCUCAAGUCUGAACUAAUUUGUUUUCAAUUAAUGUUAUAAAGCAGAUGAGCUUUUGGCCAUAACAUUAUUUGUCAUGUAAUGUCGACAAACCAUUUAACUGAUUUGUUGUUUUAAAAAAGGAAGAAAGAAAAAAAAAUGCCAUACUUAUGUUGAGUGUUGCACUACCAGACAAUAGGUUUGAGGUUAACUGGUCGAUGUGAUUUGGUUUCUUAUGGCUGUAAACUGCACUGGAGCCUAAGGAAUUCCUUUUUUUUUUUUUUUUUUGUCUUUGGAGCAGUGCUGUAAAUGGGUCAGAACCCACCCAGCUUAACUAUCCAUGCCUCUCCACCUUCAUUUAUCUUUUGAAUGUUCUCACAAAAAGACAGGAUUUGAGUCUCCGCCAACCUUACAUACAUCAUUUAAAGCUUGUGGUUGCUACUGAUUCAUAUGGAAUGUGUAAUGUGCACAUUAUUGUUAGCCCAGGCUGCUCUUACAGCAUGCUGUAUGAACAAGAAGCACUGGGUGUAGGAAUUGCCAGCCAUUUUCACACUGAACUUACACAUUCAUAUGAAUUGGGUUGAAUCCAAACUGAAUGUCUCUGGGUGCCCCUAGUGGCUCACCGGACUAGUUGAGGCCUCACCGCGGUGGCCUGGGUUAGAAUCCUGCUCUGGCCCUUUACCGCAUUUCAUCCCCUCUCCCUGAACUUCCUGUUCUCCAAGCACACCAUCUUUCAGAAAUUAAUAAUAAAGGCAGAGUUCCAACCAAAAAUAUCUUACAAAAAAUAACUCUGUCCCUCCCAACACAGAAUGUAGAGGUCUCUAGAGAGCUCUCUCUCCAGGGCUUUAUCUGAAUGUAUGAGCAUGGAGGAGACCAUGUCCGCAUGUUUCUGUGGUGUGGGUCAGGACAAUGCUCUCUGCCGUCCAGCAUGGCGGCCAUUGUCCCCGGGCCCAGCCGGUCUCCCUGCACAAAGUGAGACUGUCAGCUGGCCCCAGAACCAUGCUUGACAGACCGGCUCUCCUGGCUGCACCAUGUGGGCCCUGAAUGGGAAAUAAUGAAUCAGACACUUUGCUUAGUGUUGCCCAGCAAAGCAUUUUUCUUUUUCGAAACAAUAUACAUCCUCUCUCUCUUUCCCCCCCUAUACAGAAAUUGGUAUUCACACAAUGGAGGCCCUCUGAUCUGAGCAUGCCAGGGUGAUCCCGGAUCAUUCCACACAUAACUGUUGCAUAAACUGCCAUUUUAUUAAUUUUAUUGUGCACAGACGUUUUGCAGUGAAUUGGUCCAAAAUGUGACUCCAUUGCAGUUUUUUGGAGUACCAUCAAUGCCCUUUGUUCAGCUAGGGAAAGACCCUGUGACACUGUUGCAUGUGACUACUAGUGCUAUGUUGCUUGACAGUGUUGUGUGCUGCAAUCUGUUCCUCCUGUGUAAGGGUUAGGGUUAGGGUUAGUAGGUCAAUGUGCUUCACCAUCCUUUUUGUUUUAUCAGCUCAAAUGUAGAUGGAAUUAAGGCAUCCUGAUUAUGUUUUAUUGAACAGUUGGGGACUCGUUUGGGAUGGGAUUCACUUGUGUUGACUUCUCCUUGUAGUGCUGAAGGCAGGUCCUAUUCUACUGCUCUGACAGUGUUACAUUCGGUCUCAUCAAAAACACUUUUGAUAUAGAUAUAUUGAAUAUUUGUUUUCUCCUUUGGCUGUUGCUAAGUAACUUUCAUGAUGCUUCCCCUGCCAGAGAAUGCAGAUUGAUUUUUCAUUUGCAGACAGAGCUGGAGUUGAAAUGAAACAUUGUUAAAAAUGUUACUGUAGAAAAAAUUAAUACUAAAACGAUUAUGCGCUGCCUUCAGCACCACUGAGGUUGUCUGUUAAAAAGAGCACCUGUAACAUUGAGAAAUGCUGAUCACAUUAGGGCAGAAUAAUUAUGAUUGGGCUGUAAAAAAAAAAAAAAAAAAAAAUCUGACUAGUGGACUACGGAACUUGUAUGUACCCUAAACACAUUUCCUCUUAGGAUUCUAGGCAGACUUGACAAUUGGAAUUGAUUCCCUCCAGUAUGUCUGAUGUGGCUUUUGGAGUGGUUUUAGUAUUUUUUUUUCCCGAGGACCAACUUUUGUUCAGUGUCCUUACCUGAAAGGCAGUAAAUCAUUUAUGUGGUCAGUUGUCAGUGUGCCAGGGGCUUUUAGUGACAGAUUUGAAGAUUUUCACCAGCACUGUUCACAAGUUAACUUUGGGUACUUGGGACAAAGUCAUAUUUAGAAUUUAUGACCUGGGUAGUGUGUAGUCAUGUUGUUGGUUUGGAACAUUGCUUUUUAUAUAUAUUAUACACUUAAAUGCAUUUUUUGCAGUUUAAUGGCAAUUCAAUUUUUACAAAACAUUUUUGUAAGGAAUGCAUUUGUGCUGCGGACCAAUCCUAAUUUUUGUUUAUUGUCCAUAUUUGUUGUUAAACCAGUGUUCCAAACGUUUUUUUGUUUCUGAAAUUGAGGGUGACCUUUUUGAGAGCUAAUUGGAUCGUGGUGUUUUUGUCUUUCCCCGCUCUAAAAACCUUUUUGGAAGGUUUCAUCGAAUGGGGAAGUCAAAAACCUCCCCAUAAUGUGAGCGCGGAUAACAUUGCAGGAUGUAUCAGGAUGUACUGAAGAAAAACUUUGCUGUUCUAAUUCUUUUGCUAUUCUUCUUCUUUUGAUGGUCAAGAUGUGCUAAAUAUAUCUGUACUAUGAGCUAGAUGCUUAAAUAAAUAAAAAAAAGAUUGCUCUUU